AUGGGCAGAAUUAUCUUCUACGAGGACAGGAACUUUCAGGGUCGCUCCUAUGAGACCAGCAGCGAUUGUGCAGAGCUGACCUCUUACCUGAGCCGCUGCAACUCCUGCCGAGUGGAGAGCGGCUGCUUUAUGGUUUAUGAGCGCCCCAACUUUAUGGGCCACCAGAUGCUGGCCAGGAGGGGAGAGUACCCUGAUAACCAGCGUCUGAUGGGAAUGAGCAUGAGUGACUGCAUCCGCUCCUGCCGCAUGAUCCCCAUGCACAGAGGUCCCUUCAGGAUGAGGAUCUUCGAGAAGGAGAACUUUGGAGGCCAGAUGAAUGAGGUGGUGGACGACUGCGACUCUAUCCAGGAACGUCUUCGUAUGUCCGACUGCCAGUCCGCUCAGGUGAUGGAUGGCCACUGGCUGCUGUACGAGCAGCCCCACUUCAGAGGACGGAUGAUGUACCUGAGGCCUGGAGAGUACAGAAGCAUGAGAGACAUGGGCAUGGGUCCCAUGGACAUGAGGAUCGGAUCCAUUAGGCGUAUCAUGGACUCCUGUUAA
Molecule: messenger RNA, 540 nt
Organism: Cheilinus undulatus (humphead wrasse)
Lineage: Eukaryota; Metazoa; Chordata; Actinopteri; Labriformes; Labridae
Gene: crygm5
Product: crystallin, gamma M5
Exons: 3
Coding region: 1-540 (179 amino acids)
Biological process (GO): visual perception; lens development in camera-type eye
Molecular function (GO): structural constituent of eye lens
Source: RefSeq, a predicted model, not a curated record